ACAGUGUUGCGCAAAUGGUGGAGAAGAAACCCUCGGUUCGUUCCCAGGACCCUGGACAGCGGCGGGUGCUGGACCGGGCAGCCCGGCAGCGACGGAUCAAUCGACAGCUCGAGGCUUUAGAAAAUGACAAUUUCCAGGAUGACCCCCACGCAGGCCUCCCCCAGCUGGGCAAGAGGCUACCGCAGUUUGAUGAUGAUGCAGACACAGGAAAAAAAAAGAAGAAAACUCGAGGUGACCAUUUCAAACUUCGCUUCCGGAAAAACUUCCAGGCUUUGCUAGAGGAGCAGAACCUGAGUGUAUCCGAGGGCCCCAACUACUUGACAGCCUGUGCUGGGCCCCCAUCCCGACCCCAGCGUCCCUUCUGUGCUGUGUGUGGCUUUCCAUCCCCAUAUACCUGUGUAAGCUGCGGUGCCAGGUACUGCACAGUGCGCUGCCUGGGCACCCACCAGGAGACCAGGUGUCUGAAGUGGACUGUGUAAACCUGGCAUCAGGGAGAGGAAGUCCCUGCAACCAUUAAUUACCCCAGACCAUCCCCAAAGGACAGAGAGAGGAGCUGUCCACUCACCCAGCAAAAUUGUCCCCACUGUUGUGGGGUUGUUCAGCCCACAGAGCGCUGUGAUAAUAAAU
This is a messenger RNA of Cricetulus griseus (Chinese hamster), 627 nucleotides long. Lineage: Eukaryota; Metazoa; Chordata; Mammalia; Rodentia; Cricetidae. The record is from RefSeq and is a predicted model, not a curated record.